AUGCUGAGACAAGUCCUCCUCAACUACACCCGUACCCCUCACCUGGACCUGGUGCUCAUGGCCGCGUCCUCCACCAGCGCCCCCGCCUCCGUCAACGUGUCGCACGGCAGCUUGGUGAGUGUGGCCGCGCUGCUCAGACCCACCUCGGGCCGGGGAGGCGGCGGCGGCGGCGGUCUCCGAGAUGGCGAGCUGCACAAACCGGACCUCCUGACCUACAUCGUCAUGUGCCUGCUGCUCUUCCUGCUGGUGCUGCUCAUCGUCUUCUUCAUCAACUGCCAGCUGAGGAACUCUUUCUUCGCCUCCAUGCCCUACGACAGGUCUCUGAGAGAAGCCCGGACCUCCUACAAGUAGGAUCGGGUUCCCGGCUUCCUGCUCAAGGGAUCCGCGUGAAAAUUGUUGCCUUUCUCGUUUCUCUCGGACAUGGUCUGGAUGGUCUGGAUGGGAAUCCCAAACAUGAGCCCAAGCAUGCUGGUCAGGAUUAAAGCAAGCAGACUGUGGUACGCAAUGAUCAACAGUGAGUAUGGGCCUACUGCAGCUUACAGGACCACAGGCCACUGGGGACUUGUAUUUUCUUUUAUUUGGAACACACCUAACUUUCAUUUUUUCUUUUUUUUGGACACAUAAA
Molecule: messenger RNA, 625 nt
Organism: Nerophis lumbriciformis (worm pipefish)
Lineage: Eukaryota; Metazoa; Chordata; Actinopteri; Syngnathiformes; Syngnathidae
Product: small integral membrane protein 32
Source: RefSeq, a predicted model, not a curated record